Pollicipes pollicipes is the source of this 2340-nucleotide messenger RNA. RefSeq lists its product as uncharacterized. NCBI's taxonomy places the organism in Eukaryota, Metazoa, Arthropoda, Thecostraca, Pollicipedomorpha, Pollicipedidae. The transcript is spliced from 14 exons. The record is from RefSeq and is a predicted model, not a curated record. The coding region runs from base 1 to 2340 and encodes 779 amino acids.
AUGGCCACGGGGGCGGUGAUCGCGCCUCCACCGGUGCCGCCGCCGCCGCCGCCGCUGCCGCAGCGCGUGGCUCGCUACGAGGAGGUCGUGGAGGAGGAUGGCCAGGUGGUGGUGCACGUGCCGGACAGCGCGGUGGAGAACGAGGACGGCACGGUGCACUACAUCUCGGCGGAGCAGACAGGCGCGGAGCAGGACUACACCGUGGAGGACGCCAUGGAGAUGAUCCUGACCGAGGGCAACGCAGUGGUCGAGCAGGGCGUCGCCGACCAGCACAUCGUCAUUCAGAACGUGACCACCGAGGAGGCGCCGGACGCCGGCCAGGAGCCUGCGGAGCCGGAGCCGGAGACGGAGCCGGAGCCGGGGGCGGAACCGGAUCCGGAGGCGGGGCCGGAGCCGGAGCUGGAGCUGAAGCUGGAGCCUGACCCGGAGCCUGGGCCCGAGCCGGAGCCGGAGCGGCCGGCGCCGGAGCUGCUCGCCUCGCUCAUGUCGGGCCGCACGCGCCACUCGGACACACCGCUGGCCGAGCUGCUGGCCGACACCGUGCAGCGCGAGCUGACCGUCAGCUCUGCUGACGGACUCUGUCCCGUCUGCGCCACGCUCGUCAACCAGUGCGACAAACCCAGUCCGCUGCAAGCGUCGGCGUCGCAACACCUCCGCAACAUCGUAGCGGCGCGGCUGGGAGAGACAGGCCACGGCCGCGGCGUCUCUAGGCGCAAACGAGGCCGGCCGCUGGCGAAGAAGGAGCCGGCCUACCCGAGUCCGUGGGCCAACUUCGGCACGGACGUGGUGCAGGAGGAGUGGACGCCGGUGCUGGACGUGCGCCACGGCAGCAGCCGUCCGCGCCCGCCGCGCACCUGGGCCUCGGACGACGAGCAGGCGCCGUCGCUGGAGCAGCUGACAGACCUGACCGUGCCGUCCGAGACCAAGCGGUCGGCGCGCAUCGCCAUCAGACGCAACGCCUACGUGGCGACGGCUGUGCACGCCACGAGCCGGCCUCCCCGGGUCAUCGUCAUCCCUGACAUGCAAGCCAAGUACCGGGCGGAUCCGAACCGGCCUCCGCGGCGCACCUACCACCGCUCGGAGCGGGGCAAGGCCAAGGGACGCCGCGGCCGGCCCAAGCUGCCCAACCCGCCCGAGAACCAGCCGAUCCAAGUUGUAGAGGUGUCUUCAGACAAGCCGCCAGGCAUGGAUGGCGACGGCGCCCCGGACCAGGAGCGGGUCCCAGAGGAACACCCGCCCGCCGCGUCGCAGGCCGACCAGGAGACGGGACCGGUCCACACGGACGCCGCAGAGGCGAACGACGAUAGCGGCGACGACGAGGACGGGCCACCACGGACGGCUGACCCGGACUGUCCGUGCAUCAUGUGCGCGGAGCUGACAGCGGAGCAGCGGCAGCAGCUGGCUGCGGCCACCGAGUUCAGUGUCGUCUACGUCUGCCAGAUCUGCCACCAGGAGAUGACGGGCCGCAGCAAGUUCCGGGAGCACGAGCGGCGCUGCAAACUGCGACGGCUGAAUCCCAGGCGGAUACGCAUUGUGCACGAGUGCAGCACGUGCAAGCACACGUUCAAGUCGGCUCGGCUGCGCGACGAGCACUACACGCGCACGGGCCACGAGAAGCGCAGCCCGUGCCCCGUGUGCCAGCGCUUCUUCCACCCGGACUUCCUGCGCAUCCACCUCAAUAGCCACAGCGGCGCCUUUCGGUGCAAGGUGUGCGACACGCACUUCAGCUCGCAGGCCACGCUGCGCGGCCACAUGUACCGCCACAGCGGCCUGAAGCCGCACAAGUGCGACGUGUGCGGCGUCGCCUUCCGCACGCCCUCCUCCCUCUUCAUGCACAAGCGCUACCACCACUCCACUGAGCGGCCGUACACGUGCAACUUCUGCCCUAAGGGCUUCGCGGCGCGCUCCACGCUGCGAAUCCACCUGCGUCAGCACACGGGAGAGCGGCCGUUCGUCUGCAAGCUGUGCGGCAAGUCGUACACGCGCAAGAGCUCGCUGACGCAGCACCUGCGCUCGCACACGCAGGAGCGCCGCCACGUGUGCAUGACCUGCGGCAAGCGGUUCGACAACAAGACCUACCUGACCGUGCACAUGAACCGGCAUUUGGGGGUGCGGGCGCACCGCUGCGAGCGCUGCGACCGCGGCUUCUUCAGUCGACCGAACCUGCUCAAGCACAUGCAGGUGAUCUGCUACAAGAACGACUACGGGCAGCGGCCGGCGGCCGGCGCGCGGCAGAUGCACAUGCAGGCGCCGGCGGCCGACGGGGAGGACAUCCAGACGACCGAGGUGAUCCUGGCGAUCGAGAGCAUUCCCGACUGGCGAUCAGCUGCUGACGCCUGA